Miscanthus lutarioriparius is the source of this 1053-nucleotide messenger RNA. The record is from the annotation of a GenBank genome assembly. Lineage: Eukaryota; Viridiplantae; Streptophyta; Magnoliopsida; Poales; Poaceae.
AUGUGGGCCCUCAACCUGAAGGCCGGUGGGCCUUGCCUCACGCCGAGGCAUCCCCAGCCGGCGGCGCGGUCCCCGCUGGCCGCCGGUAUCGGCUCGCUGGCUGUGGGGCCGACGAGGUGGAGGCGGCAGCCGGCUCGGUGGCCGAGGUUGGCGGUGAGCGCGUCGGGGAGGAAGGGCAACAACGGCCGAGAGGACGGCGACGAGCCCAGGAAGAAGGCCUCCUCUUCUGGAAAAGGUGAUGCAUCUACUCCCAGUGGAGAUGCUGCAAAUGGAACAAGCCAAAAUCAGGACGAACCAAAAUCAAGUGACACAAUGUAUAUACCUAGCAACUUGUCAUAUUGGCGAGAUGUGAGAGCAAGCUUCGUGAUUCCAAAGUUGGAGCAAACAGAUGCAAAUAGUCCACAACAGACAGCUCAGGAUGGAGCAGUAUAUCAUCUUCCCCGGAAGUGGGCUCAUUCUAUUCCUAUGCCAGAGUCUGGAUGUGUGUUGGUCGCCACUGAAGAGCUUGAUGGCAAUGGAACCUUUGAGAGGACUGUCAUCCUUCUCCUAAGACUAGGUUCAAGAGAUGCCUACGAUGGCCCGUUCGGUAUCAUCCUGAACUGUCCACUGUACACUAAGAUGAAGCAUGUGAACCCAUCCUUCGGCGAGCAAGCGACCCUUUUUGGUGAUUGUUCCCUCUUGUUCGGAGGCCCUGUCGACAUGAGUAUAUUCCUGAUGAGGACAGCUGAGGGAAGACCGAUGAAGGGGUUCGAAGAGGUGGUACCUGGCAUCUGCUUUGGCUUCAGGACUGACCUGGAGAAGGCUGGUGGUCUGAUGAAGAAUGGCACGGUUAAGCCUGAAGACCUGAAGUUCUAUGUUGGGUACUCUGCUUGGGAACAUGACCAGCUGCUGAGUGAGAUCGAUGCAGGAUAUUGGGUGGUGACUUCCUGCAGCUCAGGCCUGAUAACCGACGCGUUGACGAUGGACCCCUCCUGCUUGUGGACCGAGAUUUUGCAGCUGAUGGGUGGCCAGUACUCAGAGCUGAGCCAAAAGCCGAAGCAAGAUGGAAUGUAA